This is a messenger RNA of Microthlaspi erraticum, 1470 nucleotides long. The record is from the annotation of a GenBank genome assembly. Lineage: Eukaryota; Viridiplantae; Streptophyta; Magnoliopsida; Brassicales; Brassicaceae.
AUGUUAACUUCUACUUAUACUCGCAAUCAAAUCGUAUUUCUCAUCGUACUAGUUCUCACAUUAGUCUCUCUGAGCGAAUCUCGAUAUCAUCACCAAAAAAAGAAACACAAACACAGUAGCCAUAACCAUCACUCCUCAAAACCAGCGCCACCUCCUUCUUCAAUCUCUCAGCCUCCUACUCCUCCUCCGGGCCCCACUGACUCACCGUCACUGCCACCGUCACCUUCCGACGAGCCUGUAGAAGAUAACAACGGAGUCUUUAACGUGAGAAAGUAUGGUGCGGUCGGCGACGGAGACACUGACGACACUGAAGCAUUCAAAACGGCGUGGGACUCAUCUUGUAGCAACGAGAACAACACAGUUUCUGAGUUGCUUGUUCCUUACGGUUAUACAUUUAUGAUCCAGUCCACUAUUUUCACUGGUCCUUGUCGCUCUUACCAAUUAUUCCAAGUGGAAGGGACCAUUGUAACACCAGACGGACCAGAAUCGUGGCCGAGCAAUGUAAGUAAAAGACAGUGGCUUGUGUUCUAUAGAGUCAACGGAAUGGCUUUGAAAGGUUCCGGAGUUAUCGACGGCCGGGGACAAAAAUGGUGGGAUCUUCCCUGCAAACCUCACCGGACCGUCAACAAAUCUGCAAUUGUUGCUGGUCCUUGCGACAGCCCCAUUGCUUUGAGGUUCUUUAUGAGCUCGAAUCUAAGGGUGGAAGGUCUACAGAUAAAAAACAGCCCGCAGUUUCAUUUCAGAUUCGAUGGAUGUCAAGGAGUUAACGUCGACUCCCUUCACAUCACUGCUCCGCCGUUAAGUCCCAACACUGACGGCAUCCACAUUGAGAACUCUAACUCCGUUACCAUCUACAACUCCAUCAUCUCCAACGGAGAUGAUUGUGUAUCGAUUGGUUCCGGAUCCUACGAUGUUGAUAUCAGAAAUCUCACUUGUGGACCCGGUGGCCAUGGAAUUAGUAUUGGAAGUUUGGGCAAUCACAACUCACACGCAUGCGUCUCAAACAUAACCGUUAGAGACUCGAUCAUAAAAUACUCCGACAACGGAGUUCGGAUCAAAACGUGGCAAGGUGGGUCCGGUUCGGUCUCAGGCGUGACGUUCAACAACAUCCACGUGGACACAGUUCGUAACCCAAUAAUCAUUGACCAAUACUAUUGCAUGACCAAAGAUUGUGCUAACAGAACAUCUGCGGUUUAUGUAUCUGAUAUUGCGUACCAAGGCAUCAAAGGAACUUACGACAUUCGAAGUCCUCCGAUGCAUUUUGGUUGCAGCGAUUCGGUUCCGUGCACUAAUUUAACUCUUUCCGACAUCGAAUUGCUUCCUGCGAAAGGCGAAAUCGUUUUGGAUCCGUUUUGUUGGAAUGCUUAUGGCAUCGCUGAAGAGCUUUCGAUUCCACCGGUUUGGUGUCUCAUGUCCGAUCCUCCCACGGCGUUACAAGGAACUCUAGUUGACAAAUGUGGUUCGUCGUGA